UUGGUGGCGGCGGCGGCGGCUCGGGGCGCGCGGAGCCUGCAGUCACGGUGGCGCCCGCAGGGACGGAGGAGGGAAUGAGUGAGGAGGAGCAGGGUUCCGGGAUCAUCACAGGCUACGGACUCCCCAGUAUAGAGCAAAUGCUGGCGGCCAGUCCUGGCAAGACCCCAAUCAGCCUUCUGCAGGAGUAUGGGACCAGAAUAGGGAAGACUCCUGUGUACGACCUCCUCAAAGCCGAGGGCCAAGCCCACCAGCCCAAUUUCACCUUCCGAGUCACCGUCGGUGACACCAGCUGCACUGGUGAGGGGGCGUCGGGUGCCCUGGCCAGGGGUCAGGGCCCCAGCAAGAAAGCUGCCAAGCACAAAGCAGCUGAGGUGGCCCUCAAGCACUUGAAGGGAGGAAACAUGUUGGAGCCAUUUCUGGAAGAUGGAAGGAGCCCCCCAGUGGAGGUCAAGGCCCCUGUUUCUCCUCAGCAGUCUGAAUGUAACCCUGUGGGGGCUUUACAGGAGCUGGUGGUACAGAAAGGCUGGCGGCUGCCUGAGUACACAGUGACCCAGGAAUCGGGCCCAGCGCACCGAAAAGAAUUUACCAUGACCUGCCGGGUGGAACGUUUCAUCGAGAUCGGCAGUGGUACCUCCAAGAAACUGGCCAAGCGCAAUGCAGCGGCCAAGAUGCUACUGAGGGUACACACCGUGCCCCUGGACCCCAGGGAUGGGCCUGAGGCUGAGCCUGACGAUGACCACUUCUCCAUCGGUAUUGGCUCCCGAAUGGACAGCCUUCGCGGCCGCAGCCCAGGCUGCACCUGGGACUCUCUCCGCAAUUCGGCUGGGGAGAAGAUCCUGUCCCUGCGAAGCUGCCCCCUGGGCUCCCUGGGCCCUGGCUGUUGCAGCGUCCUCAGUGAGCUUUCUGAGGAACAGGCCUUCCAUGUCAGCUACCUGGACAUCGACGAGCUGAGUUUGAGCGGGCUUUGUCAGUGCCUGGUGGAACUGUCUACACAGCCAGCCACAGUGUGCCAUGGCUCAGCACCCACCCGGGAAGCUGCCCGGGGGGAGGCUGCCCGCCACGCUCUGCAGUACCUCAAGAUCAUGGCUGGGGGCAAGUGAGUUCUCUUGGCCAGACUCCUGGCCGCAGUUGGCUCUCUGUCUACACUCUGCACCCACUGCCGGCUCAGCCCCUCUGCGAUUCAGGGGCUGGGUUUCCAGCUCUGGUGCCUGGUAGAGGUACCUUUUCUACCUCUGAUACAGACUCUGUCUGCCUUGAGGCCUGGGGCUGGGGGGUUGGGGCGUGGGCCUGCACCUUUCCUUGAAUUCCUGUUCAUGUUACUUAUGAAAUUGGGUGAUUGGGGAGAGGCCCCUCCUGUUUGUCUCCUCAGAAUAAACAUGGUUCUCCAACUGCUUUGUUUGUUAA
Molecule: messenger RNA, 1404 nt
Organism: Vombatus ursinus (common wombat)
Lineage: Eukaryota; Metazoa; Chordata; Mammalia; Diprotodontia; Vombatidae
Gene: TARBP2
Product: TARBP2, RISC loading complex RNA binding subunit
Exons: 8
Coding region: 75-1100 (341 amino acids)
Biological process (GO): regulation of miRNA processing; regulation of viral transcription; regulation of siRNA processing
Cellular component (GO): RISC-loading complex
Molecular function (GO): pre-miRNA binding; double-stranded RNA binding; siRNA binding
Source: RefSeq, a predicted model, not a curated record